This is a messenger RNA of Crotalus tigris (Tiger rattlesnake), 9915 nucleotides long. Its product is annotated as potassium voltage-gated channel subfamily A member 3-like. Lineage: Eukaryota; Metazoa; Chordata; Lepidosauria; Squamata; Viperidae. Gene Ontology annotation, biological process: potassium ion transmembrane transport; protein homooligomerization. The record is from RefSeq and is a predicted model, not a curated record. Bases 2186 to 4003 code for a protein of 605 amino acids. Gene Ontology annotation, molecular function: delayed rectifier potassium channel activity; protein binding. The transcript is spliced from 4 exons. Gene Ontology annotation, cellular component: voltage-gated potassium channel complex; membrane.
AGCCCUGCCCCAGUAGCCUUUUAGAGUUCUUUAACAUUCCAAGAAACUGAGGAUAGCCUGUUAUGACCCAAUGCAUUUUAUUUAUUUUAAUUUUGAUAACAAUAUAUCUGCUGUAUAAAGUCGUCAGCAUCUUUCAUCCAGCAUUCUGUUCCCACUGGGGAUAUCACCUGGAUAUCCACCAGUUGAACAUAAUCUCAAUAUUUCCUGCCUGUUUAUAGCAAGAGACCUUCAAUUCUCAUACUGGAGGUAAUUUAGAUUUAUUCUGACCAAUAGUAACUUCUAAUAUUAUUUGCCAUAAAUGUGUCUAAUCCCCUCUUAAAAAUAGUCAAGGAGCAGCAAUCAUUAUCUUGCAAUAGGGAUUUCCUGUUUUAAGUAAAAUUAAAAUUGAAUUAACAUAGUUUUGAAUUUGUCUUGCUUUUCCCAUUCUUCAUGUUUCAAUGUUAUGAAAGAGAACCUUUCCUGAUCCACUUUUUCCACGCUUGAUAUAAUAUAUCUUGUUUCUUCUUAUUUACCAUUCCUUAUUAAGCUAAAACAUAUCUGGUAGUCAUGGAUAUCGUAAUUUUUCUCCAUGCUCUCAAAUUAAUAACUCUGCCAGCUAUAUAAUUUUGCUUUUAUCAGCAAGUUGUCACCAAUUAUAGAGAUUAAUCUAAAAAAGAGGAGAGGGCUGGGGGUGCUUAUUUUUUCACCCCCAAAGUAGAGAAGAUUUAAGGAAAACCAGACAUUUAUUACAAAGGCUUUAGGCAAAAACUCGCACUAAAUGGCAGUUUCUAGACCAUUUUGGCUGAAAGCUAAAAGGAUAAGGGUUAGAUCUGGUUAAUACUUUCUCUGGUGACCAACAAGAAAUUAGACAGAGAAAAGUCUAAUAAAAGUACCCUGGAACAAGGCAAUAGAUUCUAAGACAGCUACACGAUCACAGAAAAUAGACCACAGAAAAUAGACCGCAACUCAGGGGAGUCUUUACCUUUAAGACAAGUUAUGCACUUGUUAAUCAUGAGUAAAACAGGAUUCUGAAUAAGCUGCCUAAUGUAUUUUUAGCCUAUCUACAAUUACAGUAAUACAGACACUGUGUUUGGACCAUAAAUUAACUACGCAGCCUUGGUUCUUACAAUAACAUCGGACUAGAAUAUCUUUGGCUGUUCUAUUCUGAUUCAAUGGAUUGUGCAAACAUAGCCAGACAGCAACCAACUCUCAAUCUUUUUUCAAUGAAUCCACGAAUCAUUUAGCGAUAAUGGAACUCAGGAUCAAAGUCAGUACCCCCACAAACCAAGAUACUGAUUGGAGGAAGCAUAAUUUUGUAACAGGUGGGAAUGAAAGAGCAAUGUGCUGGGAGAGAGUCUGCAGUGCAAGGCAGGUCCCCCUCCCAUCCUCCAGACUGUGUGACCUUGCAAGGGUCAUUGCCUGCCCACCCAGCUCUGACAAACCUUGCAAAGAAGCUGCCCCAGGACAACGCCUCAUCGUCCUUGUCUCCAACCAGAUCCUAUUGUGUUACAGCCGUUGGGUAGCAAGCAGACUUGGGCUAAGCUUCUUUUAGAAGGCCAUCCCGAGGAGGUGCGAACCUCUGUUACUCAACCACCCGUUGUUUUUCACGUCCCCUACAUGGAAGGAAAGGGCGCGGGCUUUUGAGAAGCACCGAAGCUGAUGCGCUGGAAGGGGACGCUUACCCAACGCGGUCCUGCGCGCCUAUAUUUGGAGGUAACCCUUUCUGGGCACCGAGACUCAGAGGGACUUACUGCAAAGUAAGGAUUACAAUCGCAGUCGCCGCCCACGGGAUGGACUCUUGCAUUCUUCCCUCUCUCGCCUGCUCUCUCAGUAACGUGUUGCUCCCUUGCUUUGACCUGUAUAGCAGCCAAGCGGGUGCCCGCGCCGGGUCUCCCUAGCGCAGCAGGCUGCUUGCUCGGCGCUCUCACGAAGGAGAGACGGAGAAGGAGACCCCUCCUUCGUUCCAGAACAGAGCGCUCCCCUUGCUCGUCUCCUUCUCCUCGCUCCUACAGGAGGGCAACCGCGUGGGCGAUGGCGGCGCCGACGGAGUGACUGGAAAGGCGGGAGAGGCGGCAGCCAGCCUGAGAGGAUGUUUUGAGCCGGGCGGUGGCCGUGGAGCUGGGCGGGUCGCUCUGGCCGUCCGCCUGGGGUCUCGCUUGGGCGGCUGCCGGGGAAACAGGCUCCCCUCCGCGCUCUUGUUACAUUUAUGGACGAGCACCUGAGCCUUCUGCGCUCGCCGGCCGCCCCGUCUUCCUGCAAGCAUUCGAGGGGCGGCGGCAGCAGCAGCAGCAGCAGCGUCGGCGGCGUCGUGGGAAGCAGCCACCAUAACUUGGGCUACAGCGAGCAGCUCUUCCCCGAAGGCACGCUUUCCGCCCCUGAGGACGGGCAGGAAGAAGAGGAGGACGGGGACGAGGAGGAAGACGAGGACGGGGAGCUGGAGGGUGGCAUGACUGUAGUGGGUGGAGAGGACCCUCUGAUCGAUGAAACCCAACAUCCCCAUGCCCUGCUGGGAGGGGAGCGCUAUGACCACCCUCUUGCCCAUACCCUGCCUCCCCACAGUCAUCACCAAGUGGGCACCGGUGGAGAGGAGCACGAGUGUUGUGAGAGGGUCGUGAUCAACAUCUCAGGGCUACGCUUUGAGACCCAGCUCAAGACACUGGCCCAAUUCCCAGAGACACUGCUGGGUGAUCCCCGCAAGAGGAUGCGCUACUUCGACCCUCUUCGCACCGAGUACUUUUUUGACCGCAAUCGACCCAGCUUUGAUGCCAUCCUUUACUAUUACCAAUCUGGAGGACGUAUCCGCCGCCCCGUUAAUGUGCCCAUUGAUAUCUUUUCAGAAGAAAUACGUUUCUAUCAGUUAGGUGAAGAGGCCAUGGAAAAAUUUCGAGAAGAUGAAGGUUUCAUCCGUGAGGAGCAGAGACCUCUACCUGAGAAGGAGUUUCAGCGCCAGGUGUGGCUUCUUUUCGAAUACCCAGAGAGUUCCGGACCAGCUCGGGGCAUUGCUAUUGUGUCUGUUUUAGUCAUCCUCAUCUCCAUUGUCAUAUUUUGUCUAGAAACCUUACCUGAGUUCAGAGAUGACCGUGACUAUGAUAGUGCUGCAGGAACAUUUGGGACUGGGAGUAGUCCUUUUAUGACUGAUGUUUUCACCAAUACUUCUUCCCCAGCUACAUCUAUGGUGUCAUCCUUCACUGACCCUUUUUUUGUGGUGGAGACUUUGUGCAUUAUCUGGUUCUCUUUUGAGCUGCUUGUCCGCUUUUUUGCUUGUCCCAGCAAGCCCACCUUCUCUAAGAACAUUAUGAACAUAAUUGACAUUGUGGCCAUUAUACCUUACUUCAUCACCUUGGGCACUGAACUGGCUGAGAGGCAGGGGAAUGGACAGCAAGCAAUGUCUCUGGCUAUUCUCAGAGUCAUCCGGCUAGUUAGAGUCUUCCGUAUCUUCAAGCUCUCUCGGCACUCCAAAGGGCUGCAGAUCUUGGGGCAAACUCUGAAGGCCAGUAUGAGGGAACUGGGCUUGCUCAUUUUUUUCCUUUUCAUCGGUGUUAUCCUCUUUUCUAGUGCUGUCUAUUUUGCAGAAGCUGAUGAUCCCACUUCAAGUUUUAGCAGUAUCCCUGAUGCCUUUUGGUGGGCUGUGGUAACCAUGACCACUGUGGGUUAUGGUGACAUGCAUCCCGUCACUAUUGGAGGCAAAAUAGUAGGAUCUCUCUGUGCCAUCGCUGGUGUGCUAACUAUUGCCUUGCCUGUUCCAGUCAUUGUCUCCAACUUCAACUACUUUGACCACCGGGAAACAGAAGGGGAAGAACAAGCUCAGUACAUGCACGUAGGAAGCUGCCAGCAUCUCUCCUCCACUGAGGAGCUGAAGAAAGCUCGUAGUAAUUCCACUCUCAGCAAGUCAGAGUAUAUGGUGAUAGAAGAGGGAGGCAUCAGCAACAGUGCAUUCAAACAGGCUGCUUUUAAAACAAACAACUGCUCUGGCACAAACAAUCCCAACUGCGUGACUAUUAAAAAAAUCUUUACGGAUGUUUAAAACCUUUCGCACAGGUUGAAAGAAAAUCACAGGAAGUCUGCGAAAUCAGUAUUUGUGAGGAACAUGCAUCAUUGUCAGUCUUUGUGCUCUUGUUUAGUACAUAUACUUUUCUGGUCCUUCCUUUUGAAGAUAAAAUAUUUUUUUAGAAGAACCAAGAACCAAGCAGAUAUUAAGAAAGAAGGUAGAUAAGCUAACACAAGGAAUGUGUUGUUGCUGCUCCCUUUGGAAACAGGUUUUUAUUCUGCACAGUUUGUUUCAGGGCAUUGAGAUUUUAGUGAGAAACGUGUUUGUCUAAUUUUUAUAAAGAGCAGCUACACUGUUGAUUUGCUUUUUUUUUACGUGUACACUUGUUGGAUGGAAAGGAGUGGAGUAUAAGGAUAAUGAAAGUAACUGUGCUUCAGUGAAUGAGAAGAAUAAGACAUAAAUGUCACAAACUAUCUCACAUUAUAAUAGGAUGGCCACAAUUGAAAAUCUGAUGUAUGAGGUUUCAAUCUUGAUCUUUUUUUAAAAAAUGUUAGGUUAGAGCCAUGUGUAUUCUGAAUCCGCCCAUGACAUAUGUCGUAUCUCUUUAAUACAACAAGGGAAACGCCUCCAUUGUGAUUUUGGAUUUCUUUGAUCCCUGAAUUCCCAAAGAAUUGCAACUUUGAAUCUGAAGUGCUACCUGAGUAUUGUAGUAUUACUUCUUCCUACACAGUGAGACUGAACAAUUGACCAACUGGAUCAUAUCUUAAUGAUCUGAAUAUGAUGAAUUAUUUAGUUUUUAGUAAAUUUCUAACAGGCUUUUAUUUUGAUUGCAGCUUCAAAACCAAAAAGCAAAAGAGGUAUUUCCAUAAAUGUUCAAUGCAUGUAAGAUAAUCACAAGAAGAUUAAAGAAACAAACACACCUUGCAGCGGAAGUUACUAAUUUGGAUUUGAGCGGUACAGUUUCCAUAGCAACUUUGGUUUCCUGGGAAACUCCCAAAGGUUGUCAUAGCAUCGGUUCUUUCCCUCCCUCAAUCUUCUGCUGUUUCCAUAGUAACCAUUCCAGAUGGUUCCAACUUCUGUGGUUCCACAGAAAAGCUGCUGCUCUGAUAAAUCACACACACACACACACACACAAACAUGCACACAAAUAUACACAGCAUUAAUCCUUAAGAGAUUUAGUUGUGGAAGUUAAGCAUUAUUCUGUAUGUACCAUUUCUAGAUUGGCAAAAUUUGAGAUGGUUGCACAUCAUGAAAAAAAGAGUUAAUAUGAUUUUUUUUAAAAAAACUAUUUCACAUUAUAAUAUAAUUAAACACCUGUUUGACCAAAAGCAAAGAAUUUCUCCCCUGCCAAUCUUCCACAUCUCUUGCAAUUUGAUAUCUGAUGAUUGAAACUUGGAAUUAAUUCUAAAUGAGUUACCUGUACAACUGCAUAGAAGGUUUAAAAAGAUGGCAUUGCCCUCUACCUUUAACAGAAUAAAUCAUAUAAUAUUGAUUUAAAAUAAUUAUUUAUUGCAUAUGACCUAGUAUUAUGCAAAAAAACCCUCUUUUCAAAGCAUGUACAGCACUGAAGAUCAAGACCAAAACAUUUAUUACAAAAGGAUGGUGAUGAAGUGUUGGUUCAAAAAUACUUAAAAGUCUUCUGGGAAAUGUAUAUCCAUCUUCUCUCAAGUACACAUCUGCGGCUAUGGAAUAUCAGACAGAUACAGCUUUUGCAGAAUUUCCCAGCCUCAAGUUUUAACUCUACCUUUGCAAGUGGAACUGCAACAAAAUACUUCACAAGAUGAGAGCCAAAGUAAAUGGAGCAGAACAAAUUGAAACUGCAGACAACAGUCCCUUCCUUGCAGCAGAUGGAUAACAGAAGAUGGCUCAGUAAGUGCUACAGAACCCCAUCAACCUUUAAACUAUUUAUAAAAAAAAGAAUCAAAGACAUCAGGAAGAAGUAACUAAUUAUACUAUAGCAUCAUGGACAGAACUGAAGGAUGGUCCUCCCUCUUAUGCUAAUAGUUAGCUCUGACUUUGUGUUUUGACAAGCGUAUUGUACAGAAAAGAACAUCUUUUAUGUUGUAACAGAAACCAAAUGAAAUAUUACAAAUAAGAUCACAGCUAAGGAAAAGGUGUUUAUUUGUUUGGAUGGUAUAUCUGCCUUUUCAUGCAAGCUUUGGUAACUGGAAAUUUAGUACAGGUAGUCCUCGACUUACGACCACAAUUGAGCCCAAAAUUUCUGUUAUUAAUUGAGACAUUUGUUAAGUGAAUUUUGUCCCAUUUUAUGACAUUUCUCGCCACAGUUGUUAAGUAAAUUACUGAAAUUGAUAAAUUAGUAACCUAGUUGUUAAGUGAAUCUGGCUUCCCCCUUUGACUUCGCAUGACUUAGAGCAUUUAUUAUAUAUUCAGAAGUUUGCAAAAAGGGGAUCACGUGAUCCCGGGACACUGCAACCGUCAUAAAUAUAAAUCGGUUGCCAAGCCUCUGAAUUUUGAUCAUGUGAUCAUGGGGCUGGUGCAAAGGUUUUAACUGAAAAACAGUCAUACAUCACUUUUUUCAGUGCUGUUGUAACUUUGAACUGUCACUAAAUGAAGUGUUGUGAGUUGAGGACUACCUGUAUACAUUAAACAGCUAAUAAGCAUUCCAUAUGCAUUGACUGUUUUAUACCAAUUUAUUUUAGGCUAUACAGUAAUCUGAAAUGAAUCAUCAUUCUGUGUUAUUUUUAAUGAUUUUUUGUUCAUGUAACUGUUAUUUAUAAAGUGAUAUAUUUGUUAUAAAAAGAUUUACUGAUUAUUUUAGUCUUUGUAUACAAGGAGAAAUGAUAGUUAAAUGAAUCCCCAAAGGAAUUUGAACAAUAAGCUCAAAAAUGUGUGCCUUGUUUUAAAGCCUUUAUUUAAAUAAGGAAACCAAAAUGUCAACAGUCAUGUAUGUAUUCAUGGCUAGACUUAGCUGGAAUCACCUUUUUCUUAAAAAUACGUAUUUCUUCCUAGAUGGUGUAGUGUCCAUGCAGUUUACUGCAGGUUUACUGAAAAGUUAAUCCUAUUUUGUUCAGUGGGAAAAAGGCCAGUUCCUCAAUAAUGACCUUCUGGAAUCCCCCAGUCUCGUACUGAGGUAACAUAAAGCUUGUCCUCGUUCCUCUUAUUUUGACAAAAUAAUGCCUGGAUAAUUGUAGAAGACACUAUCCCUAGGUAGAAAAAGGUUAAGAGAACUUGGGAAAUUGCUUAACCUCCUUAGAUUUAUCAUCAGUUCAAGAAGGAUCAAGGGCACUUUGUUAAAUCACAGUCUAAAUUUCAAGAGUGACUUUCAGGAUUAUAUCUUACUGGUUGCUAUAAUGAAAAUGAACUCCAUUAGCAAUUACUAAAUGUUUUCAGUGAUAACAUAUGGCUAUGGUCAGCUGAGCCGUAGUUGAAUAAAAGCUUCAUUGAAACAAGCAGAGCCUGGUGCAUUGCGGCUGAAAGGAGAAGGAGCAAAGCCACAGAGAUUUGCUUAUCUUGCUAUAGCAUUAUUUAAGGCAUAACUAGGUAACCUUUUAUAGGUAGAUGGGUUUGUUUGUUUGUUUUUGCAAGGUGUACUUUCUGAUGGAUGGUUCUUAGCAUUCCCAAUCAAUUAGUUGUAGUUAUCUUUCCUCUGUAAUCAUUUUUCUGUAGUUAAUUUUAAAAAAAAAUGGAAAGGAGAAGGAAGACAUGGGAGGAAUGUAAAUGACUUCAUAAAAUGCCAUAAAUAAGAUACUGUGAUUAUAUAAUGAGAUAUUCAUUCAAAAGCACCAUUUAUUCUAGCCUGCAAUGCUGAUUUAUAAGUGGAAAUAAUGGGAUGCGCCACAGGAAUAUAUUGAGCAAGUAAGAGCAAAACACUAUACGGUUGAAGUGUUCCAAUAAUAGAGGUUGGAAUCGACAUUUUGUGUAUCCAAUUUCUGGGUAUAUUUUUGGUACACUUAGAAUAAUUUGUUUUAACACUGGAAUAUUUCAGUCAUGACAUUUUUUUUGCACGUUUCUUAACUAAGGUGAAAGUAGCAAUAGCAAUAGCACUUAGACUUAUAUACUGCUUCACAGUACUUUACAGCCCUCUCUAAGCAGUUUACAGAGUGAGCAUAUUGCCCCCAAUAGUCUGGGUCUGGAGAGAGAGUAGCAAUGAAAGGAAAUAUUGUUGAGGGGACGUGUGUGUUCUAUUUUGUUUGGUCUAGUUCCUUUGUCUUUGGAUCUUUCCAAAUGAUAAUUUAAUAAGAGAACCCAGAGUUCUCUUAUCAAAGCCUAAUGUCCCCAUAUACCUGAUGUCAAAUAGGCUGACCUUCUUCCCACCCUGGAGUAGAAAAAAGGGGGUGGAUUUGCUGCCUAGCAAGGUGCAUAACCAUUAAAAUGGUGAGAUAUGUCUGCUAUUAAUGAGGCAAUUAAGUAGAGGAGAGAGUCCAUCAAAAAAAGUAUGUGAAACAUUUAAAGAUCACAACUAGUCUAGGACAGAAUAUGAGAAAUCUAAGCUUCCACUACGAAUAGCAUACUCACUAUGUAUUACAGGCAGUCCUCAACAUACAAUCAUUUGAAGUUACAGCAACACUGAAAAAAAUGACUUAUGAUUUGUCCUCAUUCUUUCAAAUGUUCAGCAUCCCCUAUGGUCACAAUCAAAAUUCAGGAGCUUGGCAACUGGCAUGUAUUCACAAUGGUUGCAGCAUCCUGAGGAUUGUCAUGUGACUGUCAUUUGUAACCUUCCCAGGAGGUAACAAUCAAAGCAAAUAGGGGAAACUGCACUGGUUUAACAACCAUAUGAUUUGUUUAAUGACUGUAAGAAAAAAGAUUGUCAGGCAUGACUUAACAAUGACAUCACUUAGCAGCAGAAGUUCCAGUGAGCAUACAUUGAGGGCUACAUGUAGUAUCAUUUUACUAUAUAAAAUUCAUAUUAUUAAUAACCCUGUUGCAAAUAUCAACAAAAUCUAUUAAUGUAAUAUCGAUCAUUAAAUAAAGGAAGAGAUCCUGUAAAAAAAGCAGCUGACAGAACAUGGUGCGCAAACAGAUUCUCAGUCAUUACUCUAUUUAUUAGAAUAUUUAUGCAACUCUUUUCAGCAAAUAUCACUAAAGUAUUUAGGUAACAAAUCAAACAAAACCAACUAAAGCCACAUAUAACAAAAACUUCAAAAGAAUGAAAAUAGUAAAGCGAGGUUUCUCAACCUUAGCAACUUCAAGAUACACGGACUUCAACUUCUGGAGGUUGAAGUCCACAUAUUUUAAUGUUUCUGAGGUUCAGAAUCAAUGUGCUAAAGCACUAUUAAAACCACUACUAGCAAGAGAUACAUAAUUUCACUUCUGGAAAGCUAAGAGAGUUGCAAUGAACCAUUGCAUUCCACAGUGCCUCAGGUAAUGCAGAAUAAAAUAAUUUCCCAUGUUCCCAAUAACCACAACUGUCUGCCCAAGGGGCCUUUUUUUUUUUUUUUUUUGCAGAUCUUAACAAUGAGGUAGGUGUUUAAAGAAAAGUUGAUCCUUUAGCCAGCCUCUCUAACUUUAAAGUGGGAGUUGCUGCACCCAAUUACAAAAUAAUUUAAAACUUUUUAAAAACUAAAAUGUCAUCUCAUAAGAUAACUGAUUUUUUUUAUAUACGAUUGUGCAAGAUUUCAAAUGACUACAUGAAAUCUGGUAAGAGUUUGAUGUAUUACUCAGUCUGCCACUUUUUUUUUGGUAUCAGCACUGUCCAUUGAAAAUUGCUUGCAUCAUCAUAUAAAAUUAUAGAAAAAUAAAAUUCACCCAAACCAAGACUGAACAAUAAGUGUUUAACAUCAUGAUUGUCAUAUUCAGUAAAAGCCCUAACAUGUACAGUGGUAUGAUUUUUAGUACUCCAUCUUCCAAUCUUAUACCAAAAGUAAAAAUUCAUGAGACAGAUUGGGAUGACGGAUGGAUCCAAAGUUAUCUAAUGACAAUUCACAAUUGAGUAUGGAUUCAAAUCAAGGUCUCCCUAGUCCUAACUUGUAUACCAAGGGUCUUCAAAC